Molecule: messenger RNA, 862 nt
Organism: Cynara cardunculus var. scolymus (artichoke)
Lineage: Eukaryota; Viridiplantae; Streptophyta; Magnoliopsida; Asterales; Asteraceae
Product: vesicle-associated protein 1-2-like
Exons: 8
Coding region: 17-796 (259 amino acids)
Biological process (GO): endoplasmic reticulum membrane organization
Cellular component (GO): plasma membrane; endoplasmic reticulum membrane
Source: RefSeq, a predicted model, not a curated record
UACUUCCAGACCAAAAAUGGGUACAAUGGAGCUUCUCAAUGUCGAACCUUUAGAGCUCAAAUUCCCAUUUGAAUUAAAGAAACAGAUAUCUUGCUCGAUACAGUUAUCGAAUAAGACCGAGAAUCAUGUAGCUUUUAAGGUGAAGACGACCAAUCCAAAGAAGUAUUGCGUUCGUCCGAACACGGGAGUAGUUUUGCCUCGAUCAACAUGUGACGUAAUAGUAACGAUGCAAGCUCAGAAGGAAGCUCCUCCUGACAUGCAAUGCAAGGACAAGUUUUUGCUUCAGAGUGUAGCUGCAGGCCCAGGAACAGCUCCAAAGGACAUUACUCCGGAAAUGUUCAGUAAGAAUUCAGGGCGUGUUGUGGAAGAGUGCAAAUUAAAAGUGUUGUAUCUUCCCCCACCCCAACCACCUUCACCCGUUCUUGAGGAACCCGAUGAAGGAAUGUCACCAAAGGUGUCCUUCACAGACAGCACGAUGAAGGACAGCACGGUGAAGGACAGCACGGUGAAGGACAGCACGAUGAAGGACAGCACGAACCUCAACUCAUCUCAGUCAUCUGAGGCUCCAAGACAAUAUGUGGAUUCUCAUGAUAAAUCCUCAGAAGCAAGAUCUAUCCUUACAAAGUUGGUUGAAGAGAAGAAUGCUGCUGUUCAACAAAGCAGCAAAAUUCAACAAGAAAUGGAUCUGUUGAAGCGUGGAGGCAACAAAAGUCAAGGGGGUGGAGGUGUCUCGAUCAUGGUUGUUAUCGCCAUCAGCUUGAUUGGUCUAGUUCUGGGUUACCUCAUGAAGAAGUAAUCAACCCAUUUCAACCCUCUUUUCUAACUUCAAAUUCAUCAAAAACAACUGGUGUAGAAAAGAGAA